AUGCGGAAGAUCAGAGUUGUAGGCAACAUAAGCGCUUUGUUUCUCAAUUUGAAGCAUCUGAGUGACUUGGAUUUGAGCUACAAUGACUUUGGAGGGAUUCCAAUUCCCAGCUCCAUAGACUCUCUGGUGAGUUUGACAUAUCUUAAUCUUUCUGAAGCAGGAUUUGACGGAUUAAUCCCUUGCCAACUUGGAAAUCUUACCCGUUUGCGCCACCUCAGGGUGCGAGGUCCAUAUGUAGAUUUGGAUGAUAAAUCUGAACUUAUGUCGGCAAUCUUAAUUGGCUUUCUCAAUAACCUGGAUUCUCCAUUACCAAAUUGGUUGUUUACCCUUAAUGGUCUUGUUUCUCUUACACUGCAAAAUUAUAAUUUUGGGGGUCCAAUUCCCAUUGGCCUCAAGAACUUGACUGCUCUUAGAAAUCUUGUUCUGGGUGAAAUUGAUUUUACCAGUAAAAUCAUGCCUCAAUGGUUGUAUGGUUUUCAACUGUGA
Molecule: messenger RNA, 486 nt
Organism: Hevea brasiliensis (rubber tree)
Lineage: Eukaryota; Viridiplantae; Streptophyta; Magnoliopsida; Malpighiales; Euphorbiaceae
Product: receptor-like protein 53
Exons: 2
Coding region: 1-486 (161 amino acids)
Molecular function (GO): protein binding
Source: RefSeq, a predicted model, not a curated record